Erpetoichthys calabaricus (reedfish) is the source of this 2354-nucleotide messenger RNA. RefSeq names its product cysteine three histidine 1 (gene cth1). The record is from RefSeq and is a predicted model, not a curated record. The transcript has 2 exons. Lineage: Eukaryota; Metazoa; Chordata; Cladistia; Polypteriformes; Polypteridae. Gene Ontology annotation, molecular function: metal ion binding; mRNA binding. Bases 267 to 1250 code for a protein of 327 amino acids.
UAUCAAUGAAGCGUGUGGUGGUUUAUCUACCCUAUAAUGUGAAUGAUUAGAAAUUGGCGUCCUUGAAUGUUUUCCUAGAAGCUUUUUAAUGCACUGCUCUAACGUAAAUAGCACAGUACUGUGUCUUCUUACCAGUAGCAACGGGAGGACGCCCUUUAAUGCAAUAAAUUCUGUUUUUAAGUUGUAAGGGAAGCUUGAAUACAUUUAGUUUUUCAAAUAACCGCGCCGAGAUAGAAGACACGCAGGGACCGUUUGCAGUUGAGAAGAUGCUGUGCGACGAGCAGACCGAGGACCUUGUGCUGUAUCCAUACCCUGAAGAGGAGGAUCACCUGUUUUCUAGCGAUGAUAAUGCUUUCACUGAAGGUAGCUCCCUUUCAGAGGCAUUGCUUACUUUAGUAGAGCCUUUGUCUGAGCAUACCCAGCAGCCUUUAACUUCCUGGCCCUGCUUUUUGCGUUAUAAGACGGAGCUAUGCAGCCGCUAUGCUGAAACUGGCAACUGUAAAUAUGCAAGGAAAUGUCAGUUUGCUCAUGGGCUACAAGAACUUCGUGUACCUUCACGCCACCCUAAGUACAAGACUGAGUUAUGCCGGUCAUUUCAUACUGCAGGCUUCUGCCAGUAUGGAGUUCGAUGCCUGUUUAUCCAUAAUCUAGAGGAAAGGAGAGAUCCUGAUGAGCAGAAGCAGCCCAUUAGCAAAUACAAGACAGAGCCAUGCCGCACAUUUCUCCUGUUUGGAAUCUGUCCCUAUGGAAGCCGCUGCAAUUUCAUUCAUGUAGAAGACAAUGGUGAGACAAGACCAGAAUUGCCUGCAGAGUCUCCAACUGCCUCUUCUUUCACCCCAGGUAAAGGGCGUCCCACAUAUCAAUCCUGGAAGAAUCGUCCAUCUGUAGCGUGUCGUAAUUUUGCUGCUUUUGGGUUCUGUUUGUAUGGAAACCGCUGUCGUUUUCAACACAAUCUGGAGAAAAGACAUUUGGAACUUAUCCCAACUGCAGAGUCCUCUGACUACUACUUGAAUUAUCCUUGCUUGAUUCAAACCCGUAGCCGAGCUGCAUCUCCGGCUUCGGAUGAGGCCUCAUCCACUUCAGUCACGCCUGAUUAUCGUGAUGAUAGCCCAUCUCCAGGUCCUGUUGACAAGCAAGCCAACAAUGCAUUCAGCUUUUCUGAUUUGCUGUUGCCCCUGUCAUGGAGACUACAGGACUUGGAGAAUGGGCAUCAAGGUUUAACCCCGGAGUCUGAUGUCUUUAAUCUUUAACACCAAAAAUUGUCUUCCUGGCCGUGCUUGCUGCUAUCUCUACAUUUUAGGCAUACUUGUUUAGGUUUGUAGCUGAAAGACCAAAUGGUGUCGUCGUCAAUUUCUACUUGGCUAAAUUUUUAUUUUCAUUGAAACGUAAUUUGUUGCAUGUGGGUUUUUUUAAUAUUUAUAUUUAAGUUUUAGUUUCUUACUAAAUAUUAGGUUGCUGGUCAUCCUGAUCUGUUUGUUGAUCACAUUCAUAUUAAUGUCAUCUUAAAGAGGAGUUUAAUAUCCUUGAUUACUGGAUUAUUUUUAUAUAUAUAUAUAUAUAUUUUUUUGACCUUUUGAAUUCAGAAACCAAAUUUGCCAAAUAACCUCUUCCACUUCUAGAGUGAACUGAUUUCCACCUAAUUUUUCAUUCAAGCCUAAUUAGCUGUGAUCACUGAACAGCAGACUUGUGAAUCCUGCCUAAUCCCUGCCACCAUGGAGAUGGAGGGGUUCCUGAAUGGCACAAAGGCUUAAAUUUGUGUUAGGGGAUGGAUACUUAAACUUUCAUUUUUAAAUGUAGGAUUUUAAUUUUGUUCUAGAAGCAUUUUAUCAAACCUGACCUUGGCUAUGGUUUGCUUAGAAAUGUGAAGCUGUUAACUGUGAAAUGCUUACAUGCAUCGGUGAUAGCUGACAAACUGCAGUCCAUAGUGUGUCCCACUUCCUUUUUAUAUGAAGUAUAGCCUUGCUGCUCUCUUAACCUUUUUACUUUAAGAUGUCUUCCAUGCUUGCUUCCCUCUCUUGAGAGAAUAAGUCAACCAGUGUGGAAAUGUGGCACAUUGUCAGAUAGUGACUGGCUGCUAAGUGUGCAAGGACUGGACUGCAAGUCACAUAGGAUGAAGUAAACUGUGAUUAACUCCACUGACUGUUUCAGAUCCUGGGUACUGGAGUUUGCAUGCACUCUGUAUAUACUGUAGAUAUAAAAUUUGAAUGGUUAAUACUAAGUUAAUUAUUUAUCUUGCAAAAUAUUGGGUGUUUAAUUCAGCUUACCCGAUUUAGAGUGCUCUUUUGUAUGGGUAAUUAUUUAUUUUUCACCUACUAAUAAACACAGUAAAUAAAGUGUGUUUUGCUUUUUGAAAA